AUGUCUCAGUGGAGUCAAGUCCAGCAGUUGGAAAUAAAGUUUUUGGAGCAGGUAGACCAGUUCUAUGACGAUAACUUUCCCAUGGAAGUCCGACAUCUACUAGCACAGUGGAUAGAAAGCCAAGAUUGGGAGGCCGCUUCCAAUAAUGAACCAAUGGCAACAAUCCUCUUACAGAAUUUGUUAAUACAAUUGGAUGAACAGUUAGACCGGGUUUCUCAAGAAAAGAACCUCCUGUUGAUACACAACCUGAAAAGAAUCAGGAAACUUCUUCAGGGAAAAUAUCAUGGUAAUCCUAUGCACAUAGCAGUUAUUAUUUCAAACUGCUUAAGAGAAGAGAGAAGGAUAUUGGCUGCAGCCAGCAUGCCAGUACAGGGACCACUGGAAAAACAACUGCAGAAUUCCGUAGUUUCAGAAAGACAAAGAAAUGUGGAGCACAAAGUGUCAGCCAUUAAGAACAGUGCCCAGAUGACAGAACAAGAUGUCAAAUACUUAGAAGAUUUGCAAGAGGAGUUUGACUUCAGGUAUAAAACAAUACAGAGCCUAGAACAGGGUGACAAAAACAGCGUCCUGAUGAAACAGGAAAUGGUGAUGUUGCAGGAAAUGCUGAAUACCUUAGACUACAAAAGAAAGGAAGUCCUUAGUAAAAUGACACAAGUAAUAAAUGAAAGUGAUGUCUUGAUGAACAACAUGCUGCUUGAAGAACUUCUAGACUGGAAGAGGCGCCAGCAAAUUGCCUGCAUUGGAGGUCCUCUACAUAGUGGGCUUGAUCAGCUCCAGAACUGUUUUACACUGCUGGCAGAGAGCCUUUUUCAAGUAAGAAGGCAACUGGAAAAAUUGGAUGAGCUGUUGACUAAACUGACUUAUGACGGAGAUCCUAUUCUACUGCAAAGGCCUCACCUGUUGGAAAGAGUCAACUUCUUGCUCUACAAUCUUUUCCGAAGUUCAUUUGUGAUUGAAAGGCAGCCCUGCAUGCCCACCCAUCCCCAGAGGCCAAUGGUACUUAAAACCUUAAUACAGUUCACUGUUAAACUAAGGCUGCUAAUUAAAUUGCCAGAGCUGAACUACCAGAUCAGAGUGAAAGCAACUAUUGACAAGAAUGUAUCAACUGUAAGUAAUCGCAGAUUUGUUCUAUGUGGCACUCAUGUCAAAGCUAUGAAUAUGGAUGAAUCUGCAAAUGGAAGUCUGUCUGUAGAAUUUAGACAUUUGCAACCCAAAGAAAUGAAAUCGAGUGCUGGAAGCAAAGGAAAUGAGGGCCCUCAGAUGGUAACUGAAGAGCUACACUCCAUCAGCUUUGAAACACAGGUCUCCCUGUAUGGUCUGACUAUAGAUUUGGAGACAAGCUCUUUGCCUGCAGUGAUGAUUUCCAAUGUCAGUCAGUUACCUAAUGCUUGGGCUUCUAUUAUUUGGUACAACUUGUUGUCAAAGGAUUCUCAGAACCUGGGUUUCUUUAACAAUCCUCCUACUGCCACUCUGAGUCAACUCUUAGAAGUACUGAGCUGGCAGUUUUCAUCUUAUGUUGGUCGUGGACUCAAUUCUGAGCAGCUCAAUAUGCUGGCAGAGAAACUUAUGGGGCAACAAAUUAGUUACAAUGAUUAUCAACUGUCCUGGGCAAAGUUCUGCAAGGAACAUUUACCUGGAAAGUCAUUUACCUUUUGGGUAUGGCUCGAAGCAAUACUGGACCUAAUUAAAAAACACAUUCUUCCUCUUUGGAUUGACGGGUAUAUAAUGGGAUUUGUGAGCAAGGAGAAAGAACGAGUUUUGCUCAGGGACAAAAUGCCUGGAACAUUUUUAUUAAGGUUUAGUGAAAGCAACCUGGGGGGAAUUACAUUUACCUGGGUGGACCAGUCAGAAAACGGAGAAGUAAGGUUCCACUCAGUGGAACCCUAUAAUAAAGGUCGUUUAACUGCGCUGCCAUUUGCUGACAUUUUGCGAGAUUACAAAGUUAUUUUGGCAGACAAUGUUCCUGAAAAUCCACUGAAAUAUCUGUAUCCAGAUAUUCCCAAAGAUAAAGCCUUUGGCAAAUACUACAGCAGUCAGCCAAAUGAAGUCUCAAGACCUACAGAAGGAGGGGUCAAAGGUUAUGUCCCCGCUGUAUUUAUCCCAAUCUCCAAAAUCCUGUAUGAUUCCACAGAUCCACAUUCUCCAUCAGAUCUUCUUCCCAUGUCUCCAAGUGUUUAUGCUGUGCUGAGAGAACACCUGAGUCCCACAGUAAUUGAAACUGCUCUGAGUUCUCCAUAUUCAGCUGACUGA
Emys orbicularis (European pond turtle) is the source of this 2250-nucleotide messenger RNA. It is a transcript of the gene STAT4, whose product is annotated as signal transducer and activator of transcription 4. The coding region runs from base 1 to 2250 and encodes 749 amino acids. The record is from RefSeq and is a predicted model, not a curated record. Gene Ontology annotation, molecular function: RNA polymerase II cis-regulatory region sequence-specific DNA binding; DNA-binding transcription factor activity, RNA polymerase II-specific. The transcript has 23 exons. Lineage: Eukaryota; Metazoa; Chordata; Testudines; Emydidae. Gene Ontology annotation, biological process: cytokine-mediated signaling pathway; defense response; regulation of cell population proliferation.